AUGUCGCGGUGGGGCGAGAGUGGGUGGGAAACAGCCAAGGCCCUUCUCCCUCGGCGCGUCUGUUCAAUAUCAAGCCCGAACCAGCUGGACCGGGAUCCCGAGUGGUUAACAAUCGGAAGCUACUAUUGCGCGCAGCACUCAAGCGCGCAUAACCAAGGGGUGGAUUCCGAGGCUCUGGUUCCGAUGGAGGCCCUGAGAAUCUGCAGGGUAGCCGUCCGGUUUGCUGCGCCAACCAUAUCUGUUCGCAGAUUCCUAUUCGAGUUUCAACCGCGAGGCGCUGUCUUCAGCUGCAGUGACAGUCUUGGCAGCAUGCACGCUGAAGCUUCAAUCACCUUCUCGACGCAAUUGGCGUCGAGCGACGCUGAACUGCAUACCACUCAAGCUGUCUGUCAGACCGGAAAUGCCCGCAUCACCGGUGCUACCCACCUAUGCAUGCAUCUGUCUACGCCAUGCUGCGGUAGAUUUGGUGUUGCAAUUGCCAGCCCGCAACCCCCGAUAGCCACCCACCCAACGCGGCUAACGGCUUCCGAGACAAGGACGACGUUCAAGGCACACUGCAGAGAUGCUCAUGUCCCAACGGCAUGGUUCACUGGCGCACUCAGAAGAAAAAACGUGCCGCGUCUGAUUGGAACCCUCGCCGUCAUCGCUUCACGGCUGGCCGCUCACCUGGGCGGUGGAUGCCAUGCUCCUGUACGAGGCCUCUCCCGCCCUCAAGUCGUGGCGACAACGGCCCGCUCGUCUGAUCGUUACUCGAAUCUGACAGAGGGACCGUGCGGCCUUUUAGUCGACAGCCUCGCCCGCCUGGCCUUGGCUAAUGUAAUGCAGUGUGAAAACGAGUCUGGAAUUGUUGGUGCGCAUGCCCUUGAAAUUACGUCCAAGCGAUUUCGCGCCUUUGGAGUCUAUUCGACGGCAUUUCAGUCGCUGAAUAAGUCUCUACCUCGGCAUUGCCUAAAUUUUUGCUAUGUCGGUUUAGCGUCCAUGCCGGGUUGGUCCAUGGGGGGCAGGGGAAGAAUCCCCAAGCAGCAAGUGUUCCGUGUUCCUGCUUUGCUGGUUCCUGCAAAAAUCCUCCCGCUGCGAUCUCUGAACGGACAUGCGGCCACCACUCUGCUUCCCCGAGGGCCGUAUUCCCCGCCACGCGAUGCCAGGAAUUUGACCAAACUUAGUGCUUGA
This is a messenger RNA of Bipolaris maydis ATCC 48331, 1170 nucleotides long. Lineage: Eukaryota; Fungi; Ascomycota; Dothideomycetes; Pleosporales; Pleosporaceae. The record is from RefSeq and is a predicted model, not a curated record.